Molecule: messenger RNA, 516 nt
Organism: Acanthamoeba castellanii str. Neff
Lineage: Eukaryota; Discosea; Longamoebia; Acanthamoebidae
Product: cathepsin Llike cysteine protease
Exons: 4
Coding region: 1-516 (171 amino acids)
Cellular component (GO): lysosome
Molecular function (GO): cysteine-type endopeptidase activity
Source: RefSeq, a predicted model, not a curated record
AUGGGGUGCGGCGGCGGGCUGCCCUCCCAGGCCUUCCAGUAUGUGAUCGACAACAAGGGCAUCGACACCGAGGCGCGGUAUCCGCUGGCGUCGGUGUGGAUCUCGGACUGCACCGCGCCCGAGCUGUGUCCGUGCACCUACAACCAGUCCGCGGGGGCGGUGGGCGCCGUCGUCGCGUCGUACACGUCCCUCCCGGCUGGCAGCGAAGCCGCCCUCGCUCACGCCCUCGCCACCGUCGGACCAAUCAGCGUGUGCAUUGAUGCCGAGCAGGGACUGCAGUUCUACUCGGGCGGCGUGUUCUCGUCGCGAUCGUGCGGCUCGGCUCGCACUGACCUCAAUCACGCCGUGCUCGCCGUAGGCUACGGCAGCGUUCCCGUGAAUGGUACGGAGGUGGAGUACUACAUCGUCAAGAACUCGUGGGGCCGGAGCUGGGGCAUGGACGGCUACGUCCUCUUCGCGCGCGGCUCCAACAUGUGCGGCAUCGCCACGCUUGCCACUUACCCCAGCGUGAUCUGA